This is a messenger RNA of Trematomus bernacchii (emerald rockcod), 2993 nucleotides long. RefSeq lists its product as uncharacterized. Bases 15 to 2993 code for a protein of 992 amino acids. Gene Ontology annotation, biological process: proteolysis. The transcript is spliced from 6 exons. Gene Ontology annotation, molecular function: nucleic acid binding; aspartic-type endopeptidase activity. The record is from RefSeq and is a predicted model, not a curated record. Lineage: Eukaryota; Metazoa; Chordata; Actinopteri; Perciformes; Nototheniidae.
CCCGUGAGGAUCCAAUGAUGCCAGUUGAGGUAAAUGGCACAACUGUUGACAUUUUGGUUGACAGUGGUGCCACACUAUCAGCAGUAAGAACAAAGGAGCAAGUGUGUAAAGCAACAAACUCUUUCAUUACCACUGUAGGCGUUUCCGGCGUUCCAAUGGCAGAGCCUAUGUCAGAGAGAACUAACAUUUCAGUUGAAGGAUCACAUGUGCAACACACUUUCAUUAUUUCAGAUGGCAGCCCAAUUAACCUAAUGGGCAGAGACCUACUGUGUAAGCUACAAGCAACCAUACAUUGCACACCAGACGGAUUGUAUUUGACAAUUCCAAACAACAGGGUAUAUCAGGCUGUUCAAUUCAUACACUCAUCCCAAAACAAUCUUUAUUGUUGGUCAUUUCCAGAUUUCCAAAUGAUUUCCAUUUUUUCCACAAAGGGGAUUCAAAACAUUGCUAGCAUUUCCCCAGUAUGUGCCUCUAUGAUGUCAUCUAUGAGGCCAGUGUUACAUUGUCACUGCACAGCUGCAUUUAACCCCUCAAAUGAGUAUGCACUAUCAGCUAGGAGUUUUUGCAACAGCUCAGAUCAGUUGGAAUGCGAGCAGUUUCUAUUUUUAGGACCUCAGGGGUGUGCGUUGCCUGUUAGGCUCACACCCCCACAGCAGGGCCUUCAUGUUGUUGAAACUGUCCCUCACGUCACCGUAGCUGUCACUCCAGGCAGUAGUCCUGAGGAGGUGGGGGCUAUGGCAGCCCACUGCCAUGCUCGGUUGGAAGCUGUAACAGCUUCUUUCCCUCACACACACACACCCAAUCUGAUCAACCUUGGGGAGGAACAUUACAUGCUGCGUCUCCCUGAGCCCAUUUCUCUUCCCCAGAGCACAUUUCUUCAUUUACAACCACCUCCUCCAACAAAGUAUGGCCCUCCUUCAGACUUUUCCGAGGUUCCAGCCACAUUAUGGGCCAAGCACAAGAAUCAUGUGGGGUUUGUAAGUUCUGCUCCCCCUCACAGAGUGACACUUAAGGCCAAUGCCAGAUUGCCAGCGAUCAGACAGUACAAUUUACCCCAGAAAGCCAUUUUGGGCAUUGAGGGGGUAAUACAGUCAUUGCUCAAUCAAGGGGUCUUGGUUUACACCUCAAGCCCCUGCAAUACACCCAUUUUGCCAAUCCCGAAGCACAAUCGCCCUGAUGAGUGGCGCUUUGUCCAAGAUUUGCAAGCUAUUAAUGCCAUUGUCAUUCCAACAGCACCCAUUGUGCCUGACACCAAUUCGAUCCUUGCUUCUUUGCCUCCAGACUCGACACAUUACACAGUCAUUGAUCUUUGUUCAGCAUUUUUCUCUAUUCCCUUGCAUCCAGAAAGCCAGUAUCUGUUUGCAUGUACAUUCAGAGGUAAACAAAUCACAUACACGCGCCUCCCACAGGGCUUUGUCGAAUCACCUACUGUGUACGCUGCAGCUGUUAAAAGAGACCUGGACCCCUUGGUCCUUACAGGGGGUAGCACCCUCCUUCAGUAUGCUGAUGACCUCUUGAUUGCAUCCCCUAACAAAGACGCCUGUCGCAUUGACUCCAUUCUGCUCAUGAAAAGACUUUCUGAAUGCGGACACAGAGCAUCCCUGGCCAAGUUACAAUACUGCCAGACAGAGGUCACGUAUUUGGGUCACAUUCUGAGAGAUGGACACCGCCUCCUCUCACCUGCGAGAGUCUGCCUUUUGAACAAAGUGCCACCACCACACACAAAGAAGGAAAUGCUUUCCUUCUUGGGCAUGGCAAACUACUGCAGACAUUGGAUAUACGAGUACGCUGCUAUGGACUCCGUCCUGCGUGCUGCCACUCUGCAGGCCGCCCCCAACAUUGUUCAAUGGUCUGAGGACAUGCACACAGCCUUUCAGGAUUUAAAGCAGGCCCUCACAUCGGCUCCAGCCCUGGGUCUCCCUGAUUACCAUCAACCAUUUCAUCUUCACGUCCAUGAAAAGGGGGGCUUUGCAACAGGCAUUUUGGUACAAAAGCAUGGCUCUAACUUCCGGCCUGUGGCGUACUAUUCGUCUCGACUUUCCCCUGUGGUACUUGGUAUGCCUUCAUGCCUGCGAGCUGUGGCCGCAGUUGCAAUAGUUAUCAAACAAUCCUCUCCCAUUGUACUGGCCAGUGACUGUGUGGUUCAUGUCCCACAUGCAGUUUUGCACAUUCUGAACACCUCUGCUACUCAGCAUAUGACAGCAGCAAGGCGUUCUGGUUAUGAGGCGGUCAUUCUAUCAAGCCCGCACAUCACUAUUAAGCGCUCCCCUCCUCUGAAUCCAGCCACACUGGUCCCAAUACCAGACUUUGACCUAACACAUGACUGUAUCACAACCAUUGAUCUGUCUUCUUCCCCCAGAACUGAUAUGUUGCAAACACCAAUACCAAAUUCAGAUAUGAUUCUGUACGCAGACGGGUCUGCCUGUAGACCGUCUGACACAUUACAUUUAGCUGGCUAUGCUGUUGUGAACGACUGGGAAGUCUUAGAAAGCCGAGCGUUGCCCAAUGGCACGUCGGCUCAGGCGGCAGAGUUAUAUGCUCUACUCAGAGCAUGCAUUCUGGCUAAAGAUAAAGUUGCGACCAUUUUCACAGACUCCAGGUGGAAAGGUCCUUUCCAGGUGUUAAUAGUGACCAGAACAGCCUUAAAAGUCCAAGGUAGGACAGAGUGGAUCCACGCUUCACGAUGCCGUCUGUCUCCUCCACCGCAAAGGCUUGUGGGCGUGGAACGUCUAUCCAGAGACGGGGUACCAGCGGUUCCAGGUCUCACAGCGGAUGUUGUGGUGCAUGAGUGGAAGAAUGUGUCCAUCUGCUUCCAGAACGGAGGAGGGUUUUCACCCUCUGACGAUGUGGGCCACAGCGACUUCACUGUAGUUAAACUAGUCCUGCGAAAGAUUACCAAAGUCGCCCUCCAGGCCCCACAGAGACUAGUGGGGUACACCACCGUUGAUGACACCGUGAUGAUGUACGACGCCGAGCUUCCAGACCCAUUUUGA